GGUAUAUUCAUCGGAAUAUAGAGAAGAAGGCGCUUUUCAGGCUCUAUCCUUAAUGCCAAACAUAGUGUUAGUAACGGCAGCCAAGUCUCCCUCCCGUUCAUCAUCAGUUACUUUCAUGAAACGCACAGCUCAAAACCAACCCAACAACUCCAUAUAUAUAUAUAUGUAAAUAAAAUCUACAUUUCCAUUGCAGGAUACCAAUUGAUUGGUCAAAUGCCCUUUCCAAAUCCUCAUCGAUAUAACCUUUCCGUUUCUUUUUCUCAAUCUCUUUCUACUCCCAUUCGUUUUUCAUUUCCCCACUGCGGCGUUUUGCUAUUAUAGUUUGUUUCUUCAAGACACCAAAUGGCUGCUGCUGCUUUUACUUUCUCUUCGUUCUCUUCUCCUGAGCCUGUAAUUCCUGCAUCGUCAUUAACUCGGUCGCCAAUUUACCAUCUUCGUCAUGAUAGCUGCUCUGCUUUGGCCACAGGAAUUUACUGUGCCAAGAGGCAGAUAAGUGCUAUCAGAUGCGGAAAUGGUAGCAGCUGCAGCAAGAGAGCCACGCUGGUUACCGCCCUUUCUAGUGUUUGCGAAAAAUCGUCUCCAUCCAUAACUGCAUUUAGUGAGCUGAUCGAAUCACUGAUUGAUCGGGUGGAUUUAUCGGAAUCCGAGGCUGAAGCAUCGCUUGAUUAUUUAUUAAAUGACGCUAACGAGGCAUUGAUCAGUGCCUUCCUUGUGUUGCUGAGAGCCAAAGGGGAGACUUAUGAAGAAAUUGUGGGAUUGGCAAGGGCGAUGAUUAAGCAUGCUAGGAAAGUUGAAGGGUUAAUUGAUGCAGUUGACAUUGUUGGAACUGGUGGGGAUGGAGCCAAUACUGUUAACAUUUCUACAGGGGCAUCAAUACUUGCUGCUGCUUGCGGUGCAAAAGUUGCCAAGCAAGGGAAUCGAUCUAGUUCUUCUGCAUGUGGAAGUGCUGAUGUACUAGAAGCACUGGGGAUAGUAAUUGACCUGGACCCGGAGGGGGUGUCAAGAUGUGUGAAUGAAGCAGGAAUUGGCUUUAUGAUGUCUCCAAAAUACCAUCCUGCCAUGAAGAUUGUAAGUCCUGUGAGGAAAAAACUAAAAGUAAAGACUGUAUUCAAUAUACUGGGCCCUAUGUUGAACCCUGCUCGUGUACCUUUUGGUGUUGUUGGAGUAUACAAAGAAGGCUUAGUCGAGAAAAUGGCUAAAGCAUUGCAAAAAUAUGGGAUGAAGAGAGCAUUAGUUGUUCACUCGGAGGGCUUAGAUGAAAUGAGCCCCCUUGGACCUGGGAUAGUCCUUGACAUCACCCCAGAAAAGAUUGAGAAAUUCUCAUUUGAUCCAUUGGAAUUUGGUAUUCCUCGUUGCACUUUAGAGAGCUUGAGAGGUGGAGGCCCAGAUUACAAUGCAGAAAUACUAAAACGAGUGUUAUCAGGGGAAAAAGGGUCCAUUGCGGAUGCACUUAUCCUUAAUGCAGCAGCAGCUCUCUUGGUUAGCGGCUGCGUAGGCAGUUUGGCUGAAGGAGUUGCUUUGGCGCGGGAGACACAAUUAUCAGGAAAAGCUAUGAAAACGCUUGAUUUGUGGAUAAAGAUUUCAAAUCAGCAGAAGGUGUAGGACGAAAUGCUUAUCAAGACUGCCCGAAACAUUAAGCAAAAGCAGCCUUAUCCAUACAGUGGGCAAUUCUACUAGGAAUAUUUGAGGAAUGAUUUUAUAUUAAAAGCGUUUACAUAAAUCUCUAAAUUUUCUGUGUAAUAAAUUGCCUUUUAGCACAGGAAGUUUUCAAACUUGAUGGUUCUUUUGGAUGGGUGCAUUCAAAUCACUAGAAUUAGAAUGUAUGUUUCAAGUGAACUUGAUAAGAUCGUGUAGCGCAUAAUGAAAGUAACAGUAACUUGAAGGUGCUUUUGUAAUUUAUUUAA
Molecule: messenger RNA, 1904 nt
Organism: Manihot esculenta (cassava)
Lineage: Eukaryota; Viridiplantae; Streptophyta; Magnoliopsida; Malpighiales; Euphorbiaceae
Product: anthranilate phosphoribosyltransferase, chloroplastic
Exons: 10
Coding region: 343-1602 (419 amino acids)
Biological process (GO): L-tryptophan biosynthetic process
Cellular component (GO): cytosol
Molecular function (GO): anthranilate phosphoribosyltransferase activity
Source: RefSeq, a predicted model, not a curated record